Molecule: messenger RNA, 894 nt
Organism: Suillus subalutaceus
Lineage: Eukaryota; Fungi; Basidiomycota; Agaricomycetes; Boletales; Suillaceae
Product: eukaryotic porin-domain-containing protein
Exons: 7
Coding region: 1-894 (297 amino acids)
Biological process (GO): monoatomic anion transmembrane transport
Cellular component (GO): mitochondrial outer membrane
Molecular function (GO): voltage-gated monoatomic anion channel activity
Source: RefSeq, a predicted model, not a curated record
AUGUCUCUCCCUCAACCAGUUCCUCCUUCAUGGAAGGACCUCGGAAAGUCCUCUAACGACUUGUUGGGGAAGGACUAUCCUUUCCAUGGCACAUCUCUGGAGGUCAAGACCAAAACGCCAUCCAAUGUCGCGUUCAAAGUUGGUGGAAACCGGGAUUCCAAAUCUGGUGUCAUCGCCGGGGACAUUGAGGCCAAGUACACCGACAAGAAGAACGGCCUCGUUUUCACCGAGACGUGGACCACUUCUAACGCUCUCAAAUCUCAGCUCGAGCUCGAGAACUACCUUGCCAAAGGCCUCAAGCUUGAUAUCGCCACGUCAUUGACGCCUGACAAGGGCCAAAAGUCAGCAUUGCUUAACGCGAUCUACAAGCAGUCCGGUGUCCACACCCGUGGCGCAUUCGAUGUGUUCAAGGGCCCCACCUUCACCACUGACACUGUCUUCGGUCGCGACGGCUUCUUGUUCGGUGCUGAGACUGCAUACAACGUCACUGAGGGUAAGAUUACUCGGUAUGCCGCUGCCAUCGGCUAUAACGCUCCCGAGUACGCCGUGACUGUUCACGGUCUCAACAACCUCAAAACUUUCACUGCGAGCUACUACCACCGUGUCAGCGCUGAUGCCGUCUACGACACCAAGGCAACGACUUCAGGCGUUGCUCUUGAGGUCGGCACUAAGGCGCGAAAGAUCAACAACUCCGGUGUUCUCGCCCUCGCCCUCCGUCCUGGUGUUAAGGCUUCCUUCGGUCUUGCCCUGGACACUCAACGCUUGAACGAAAUCAGCCCCACCGGCCCAACUCAACAAGAAAAGCUGGAAACCUUUAAAAAAUCCCAGAUAGCCUUGCAACUCUGCUCGCUUAAUUUUGGACCAGUAACGUCAGAACGGAGCAGCGUAAGCUGA